ACUGCACGGGAGGAAAAAAUUUACUUUCAUGUAUUACGCAUGUGAAAAUAAAUUGUGAUGCGCAUUUUUCCCCCUUUUUGUUGCGUAAUUAUGAAAUAAUUUUUUUUCCAGAAAGAAGGAAAGGAUAAGCGUACGUUUUGAAAAAGCGUAGUGGGCACGAAUGUCACGUUGGCGCAGCUUGAGGGAGUGAGCAUCGAGUUGUCAUAUGGGCAUCCGCAUAGGUACCCACGUUUGUACGAGCGUUUAUAUGUACAUUUACGUAUCGCAUGUGACGUGUAGCAUUCUGCGUAGGGGAAAAAACCACGCGUUACAGCUUGGUCAUGUUCACGCGUUGAUAUGCCAGAGGGGGGGGGGGCACAUGAACAUAUCCUUCUUAAGUCAACGGCGAAAGGUAGUCCCAGUUUUGCUCAGCUGGUAUAGCAGCGUUCGCCCGUUGUUGCGACCUUUUUUGGUACAACUGCUGGCACGACGUGUGGGCCCCUCUGCGCAGUGACUGCCCUCCCUUUUUGCUCCGAUGGGCAAAUGCCAGACAACACUUAAGAGACUCCGCGCGUUUCCCAACAAUUGAUAAACCGCCACUCCCUGGAACGUUCUGUUCAUUACGAAGCAACUGCCCCAGUUUGAUAGGAAAAAAAAAAAAGAGUGUUGCUGAAAAUAUUUGUAGCGUCACUUGAGAGAAAAAGUGUUCGCAUAGUGACGUAUAGAUAUAUACAACGAAAAGGGAAGAGUGUGAAACGGCAGGCACCAUUUUAAAGCUGCUGACUAGCCAUUCCUUCAAAAGUAAGAAUCAGAUAGGAGUACAUUUUAUACAGGGAGAAGAAGGCAAAAAGAAAAUGACAGGAAGUACUCACAACGGAGGAAGUCGCCUAAUCCAGUAUGAAGACAGCAGCAAUAAAGAGUUCAUCAGGAAAUACCUAGUGGAAACAAGAAACGAAUUUAUAGAAAAACAAAUGAGGGCACUUUACGAAUGUAGAGAAAUAUACAAAGAUGAUAUAGACGAAGUGAUAAAUAUUUUGACCUACGCGUUAGAAAAUAAUGACAGCGUGUUGUUAAGGCAUGAAGUGGCAUAUGUCAUAGGGCAAAUAAGUAAUGAGAAAUGCAAUGACAUUUUAAUAAAGCUGCUAAACGAUACGGAAGAAAAUUUAAUGGUUCGACAUGAAGCUGCUGAAGGGUUAGCUGCAAUAGGAAGUGAUUCAAAUAUUGAAGUUAUAAAAAAGUUUUUGAAUGAUGAAAAGGUAGAAGUUCGAGAGACAUGCGAAUUGGCCCUCAGUUCAUUGUUAGAAAAAAAUAAGUAUGCUGUAUGUUCAUGCAGUAAUAAGGAUAGCAUAAAAGAAGCAAUAAAAAAAAAACGAAAUGACGAAUUUGUUUCAAAGAAAUUCAACACCAUAGAUCCAGUUGUUUUUACAUCAAGUGGUAAUGCCAAAAGUGUUGAUGCACUUAUUGAAGACUUAAAUAAUGAAGCGGUUCCCUUAAAAUUAAGAUACGAGGCUUUAUUUAAAUUAAGAGAUAUGGAAACAGAUGUGUCCAUAAACGCUUUAGGAGAAGUGUUAAUAAAAGAUAAAAAAUCCGCAAUUUUUCGACAUGAAGUUGCUUUUGUGUUAGGCCAAGCAUUACAUUUAAACUCUUUGAAAUAUUUAAUUUCUUCUCUGCAGAAUGUUGGGGAACACGAAAUGGUUAGACACGAGGUUGCCCUUGCCCUAGGCUCUCUCGGAAGUUUAAAUAUAAAUUCGCAAGAAUAUAAAAAUGUUCAAAGCGAAAUUAUUAGCACUUUGAAAACCUUUUCGAAGGACGCCUGUAGAGUUGUAGCUGAGAGUUGCCUGGUUGGACUGGAUUACAUAGCUGAGAAUUUAAACAUGGCAAUAGAAGUAAAUUGAUUCGCAUUUUGCUCGUGCCUAUUGUUUCCCCCCAUCUGUAUGACCCAUUUAUAAACCAUAUGUGUUUUUGUGCCUCUAUUCAUUUUGGUCAUUUUGACUGCACCAAUUUUUUGUGUACCCCCUAGUGUGCCCCCU
Plasmodium vivax (malaria parasite P. vivax) is the source of this 2009-nucleotide messenger RNA. RefSeq lists its product as hypothetical. The record is from RefSeq and is a predicted model, not a curated record. Gene Ontology annotation, molecular function: deoxyhypusine monooxygenase activity. Gene Ontology annotation, biological process: peptidyl-hypusine biosynthetic process. The transcript has a single exon. Bases 834 to 1874 code for a protein of 346 amino acids. NCBI's taxonomy places the organism in Eukaryota, Apicomplexa, Aconoidasida, Haemosporida, Plasmodiidae.